Molecule: messenger RNA, 1047 nt
Organism: Ectocarpus siliculosus
Lineage: Eukaryota; Phaeophyceae; Ectocarpales; Ectocarpaceae
Source: the annotation of a GenBank genome assembly
AUGGAAAGGAAGAGAUUAAUGGAGUUGGCUCACAAGGGCGAGGUGUUGUUCGAGGCGGGGACCGAGGAGGAAAGAAGACUGAUUUUCGCGAGGGCGUACCUGGAGGUGAAGACCAUGCUAGAGGACAACCUCCUACGACGCUUCUUGCAAACCGACCGCUUUAAGAGCGUCCGCGCGCAGCGGCGGAUGGGGAUGCAGGGGGAGAACUUCUCUACGAUGGUGGCCUCCCCGCACCGCCUUGCUGAGGUUUGAUCGACCGCGCCGCCGGCGGCGGUUUCGUCCGUUGGAGAACGCGAGACUCGUGGUGGUGGUCACGAUGGCCGCGGUUGGCCGUGGCUCUGGAUGGGAUGUGAGAGGGAGCGGAGGCGCGUUGCCUGCCGCAUUGUAGCGCGUCAGAUGUCAAAGAGGUGGUGGUAGAUGCAAAAAAUGAGGGAAGGGAUUUUACAUCACGUCACGAAACGUCACUUCAAGUCAAGUCACGCGCGCACACAGUCGUCAUCCCCCGGUGUUUUUUAUGGUCGUGGAGGCGUGCGCCGUGAAAGACGGCGUUAGAGUUGCCCCCCCCGCCGCCGUAAGCGCAAAAAUGGCCGUGGACGAAGACUGACUUAUCAUCCAACGUCGUGCGGGCACGGCACGGGGUGAUGUCAUGAAUGUAAUAUAUGGUAUGGUAUUUUUCAGACCUUGCUCGACCCCCCGUCGGUGUCGUUGUAAUCCGGGCAGCCCCCGUGUACGUAGGAUGUUGUUGCAUUCUGUGUGUCUGCGCUGCUUGUUGUACGAUGUUCGCAGACACGAUGAAUGGUUGUGUAAGUUUAUGUGACACCCCGGUGGUAAUCGUACUUUUUCGAAUUGCGUCGAUUGGGAAGACCAUGCGUGGGUUUGUGCCUCGCUUGUUGCGUUCUGUUUUGCCACGAGCAACGUCCAUUUGCUUGUGCUGCAGUACGGAGAGCGAGAAAGAGGGAAGGUAGAGCAAAAGAUAUACAGUCCAGAGUCUAGAAGAGAGAUCUCCGAUCACAACUUGGUGUUGGUAAAGAAACCUCUAGCGGGUUG